AUGGGCCAAUGGUGUUCAACUCAAGGACCACCGAAAGCCCCUUUUUUUUCAAGGCGGAAGUCUACUCGUGAUGAUACUCUGCGUGGACUCCUUGACGAGGGUAAUCCGAUGCGCAAGUUUGCUAUGUGGACAGCGGGAUCUAAAAAGGUAACCUCUAAGAAGAGGAUGCGAAGCGAUUUAGAAUUGCAAGGUAGCGAUGAGGCACCGAGCAAGGGUAUUGGACAGCCACCGAAGAAGAAGACCAAGUACGCUGUAGCAGCUUUGAUAAACCGAGAUGUCUGCAAAGGGUCCCUUGCUCUCAACCACACGUACAUUGCAGAGGAGCUCCGAGCCAUGUACAAGGCCGCUCGGUCAAAAAGUACACCCUCAAAUAAGAAGUGCCAUUGGCCUGGCACCGAAACCGUUCUUCAUCUCGCACGAAUCAAUCACAAACUUAUCGUUCAUGAAAACCCGGUGGGCCUCUCAGUCAGACAUUUGAUUGAUGUUCCCAUCAAGAAAAUGUCGAUCGAUGAUACCUGGCUUGUCCUUCGAGGAUUGAAGAACAAGUGGAUCGAUUUAGUUGAGCAUCAAUUUGACUCUCUUCCAAAACCGACUCAUGCACGUAAGCAACAGAAACAAAAGGAGACGGGAGCUUCAGCCACUAUUGUGAGAGAGGAGGAGAAGGAAGAGGAAGAGGGGGAAGAGGAGGAAGAGGAGGAGGAAGAUGACGAAGAUGAAGAGGAGGAGGAAGGGGAAGACGAUGAAGAUGAAGAAGACGAGGACGACGAUGAAGACGAGGACGACGACGAAGAUGAUUAUUGA
Messenger RNA from Puccinia graminis f. sp. tritici CRL 75-36-700-3, 801 nucleotides. RefSeq lists its product as uncharacterized. The record is from RefSeq and is a predicted model, not a curated record. NCBI's taxonomy places the organism in Eukaryota, Fungi, Basidiomycota, Pucciniomycetes, Pucciniales, Pucciniaceae. The transcript is spliced from 4 exons. Bases 1 to 801 code for a protein of 266 amino acids.